Messenger RNA from Agrilus planipennis (emerald ash borer), 5750 nucleotides. RefSeq names its product glycogen debranching enzyme. The coding region runs from base 56 to 5548 and encodes 1830 amino acids. Lineage: Eukaryota; Metazoa; Arthropoda; Insecta; Coleoptera; Buprestidae. Gene Ontology annotation, molecular function: 4-alpha-glucanotransferase activity; amylo-alpha-1,6-glucosidase activity. The record is from RefSeq and is a predicted model, not a curated record. Gene Ontology annotation, biological process: glycogen biosynthetic process; glycogen catabolic process. The transcript is spliced from 23 exons.
AUUUGUGUUUUUCUGAAAAAUUUAUACUCUUCCUGUAUUUGCUUGUGUUUUAAUUAUGCCCAAAUUAAGUGGAAAUUAUUAUAUUCUAAUAGAAAAUAGUGAAAAUUCUACUAAUAAUUCUGUUGAUGAUGUUUGUGCAACCAACAAGACAACAGUUCUAGUGUACAUUUUAAGCUUAUGUAAAAAAGUGCACAAUGUUAUAGUUUCACCUGUUGUUUCAGUUUCUUUGUGGUGUAUUAAAAAGGUCAUAAUAAUAUCACAAUUCCUGAGACAUGUGAGUAGAAGUAGAGAAAUUCAAGGGGAGAAAAAAGGAAAACCUUCCACUAGUAAAGAAUUAGAAGAGGAAGCUGCAGAGAACGUCAUACAGAAUAAAGAGUCAGUAUCAGAAAUAGCAGUAGAACCAGGAAAAAGUUAUUCCGAAGAAGAAAAUGAAAGUUCUAGUGACGAAUUUACGCAGUUAGAUGUUGAAGAUUUGUCCAGACCAGAUGAUACAACUGAUGAUAUCGAAAUCAUUUCUCCAGUUGUAGUUGAAUUGGCCUCAAACAAAAAAGCGGUUGAGAAUAUUCUUGCUGAAGAAGCUAAAGAUCUUUCUGAGAAUUUAGUUCCAAAACAAUUAGAGAAUAAACUGUCUGAUAGUAAAAUAUUUGUAAAUGAUGAUUUCAAGUAUUUUGGAGAUAACGAACAAAAUAAUUUGAAGCCUAUGAAUUUCCUUAGUAAACAAGAACAAGGUGCUUCUCCUUCUACAGAAGAUAUUAUUAAAAAUACUCUUAAUAAAUCUUCAUCAGGAAAAUCGAUAAUUGAACAUUUCCAACAAUCAAAAGCACAUACUCAACCUCCACUAAAUGAUGAUAGUUCACAAACAACUAAUGUGAAAGAAAUUAACAAGCUAUCAAAAGAAAUAACAGAACAAGUUGUCACUAAGGCUGUUUCCCUGGUUGAAGAAAACAUGGGGAUGAAGAGUCAAGUUCGAGUUUUAACUCUUAAUGAUAAAGAACAUCAAGAUUCAGUUUUGUAUAGAUUAGAAAAAAAUUGGACCUUACAGUUUCGAUUAGGACCCUCUUUACUUGGGAGAAAAAUAUUGUUAUAUUGUAAUUAUCCUGAAGAAGGAGCUGAAUUUAAAAGAAAUAGUUACCAACUGCUUCCAUGGUCUGAAGAUGAAGGAUGUGAACACUCUGAUGAUACAGCUUUGCAGAUUCAAAUUCAAGUGAAGAAGGCUGGAAGUUAUCAUUAUUAUUUUACAUAUGAAGAUAUAGAAAGUUCAACACCUCAAGGAUCUGGGUUUUUCAUUGUGGACCCCAUUUUAACAUAUGGAGACAAUGAAAUACUUCCUUUGGAUUGUAUACAGUGUCAGACAGUUUUAGCAAAAAGUUUAGGACCUUUUUCGACGUGGGAGAAUAAACUUAAAGUUGCAAAAGAAUCUGGAUAUAACAUGAUUCAUUUUACUCCAAUUCAGGCUCUUGGAGAUUCGAAUUCUAGUUACAGUUUAAAAGCCCAACUUCAAUUGAACCCUAUUUUUGACAAUAACAAGAAAACUACUUUUAAGGACAUAGAAACCUUUACCUCUAAACUUCGAAAAGAAUGGAAGAUGUUGUCUAUUUGCGAUAUUGUUUUAAAUCAUACGGCGAACGAAACUAAAUGGCUUGAGGAACAUCCAGAAACAACAUACAACUGUUCCAACUGCCCUUAUUUGAGACCUGCAUAUCUUUUAGAUGCUGCCCUGCACCAGUUUACUUUGGAUGUUCAAAAGGGCUUAUAUGAAAAUAGGGGAAUUCCAACUGAAAUUUAUAGUGAAGAUCACUUAAAUGCCGUUCGUCAUGCUUUAUAUACCAACGUUUUACCUCAAAUAAAUCUUCAAGAUUUGUACAUUUGUAAUGUAAACAAACUGGUGGCAGAAUUUUUGGAUUAUGCGCGCAACAAAGUUCCUCCCAUUAGUGAAACUAGAAAUCCUGUUGAAGAACUUAAACUAGUACAGGAUCCACUUUACAGGAGACUGGAGUCCACAGUAAGCAUGGAUACAGCUUUAAGAAUAUACAAUGUAUUUAGACAAGACUGUUUUGAUGAAGAUUGUAGAUUGAAAAAAUGCGGAGAAGAACUUAAAAACAAAUUAGAUCAGUUAAAUGCAGCUGUUAUAGGCGAAUUGAAUGAUCAUAUCAGCGCAGCUAUAGAAAACACGAUAGCUGGAAUGAGGUACUUUAGAGUGCAGUCUGAUGGACCCAAAAUUAGAGAUGUUUCAGAAAAAAAUCCACUGGCUUUUAGGUAUUUUACUGAUUUUGGGAAGCCAGCUUCCAUUAAAGAACACGAAGAAAUAAUGUACGGGACGAACUCCAAAUAUCUGAUGGCCCACAACGGUUGGGUUAUGGAUUCAGAGCCUCUACGAAAUUUUGCAGCCCCGGAUAGUAAUGUUUACAUUCGGAGAGAGUUAAUUGCAUGGGGAGAUAGUGUUAAAUUAAGAUAUGGAGAGAAACCUGAAGAUUGUCCUUUCCUCUGGAAUCAUAUGAAAGAAUAUGUAGAGUUGACGGCAAAAAUAUUCGAUGGAGUUCGACUUGAUAAUUGUCACUCUACUCCUAUUCCGAUUGCUGAAUACCUUUUGGACUGUGCUCGCAAAGUUAGACCAAACUUAUAUGUCGUGGCAGAACUAUUCACAAAUUCUGAUCAAAAAGACAAUAUUUUUGUUAACAGAUUGGGAAUUUCAUCUUUGAUAAGAGAAGCGAUGUCCGCUUGGGAUUCUCACGAAGAGGGUCGUCUGGUGUACAGAUAUGGGGGUUAUCCUGUUGGGGCUUUCAUACAGCCCCAUAUCAGACCCCUUGUGCCUGCUAUAGCCCACGCAUUGUUUCUUGACUUAACCCAUGAUAAUCCUAGUCCUGUUGAGAAAAGAUCUGUAUUUGAUUUAUUGCCUAGUACUGCUCUAGUCAACAUGGCUUGUUGUGCCAGUGGAUCUAAUAGAGGAUAUGACGAAUUAGUCCCUCAUCAUAUACAUGUUGUUGAUGAAGACAGACAGUACACGGAAUGGACUGAUGAUUCUAGUUUGACCUCUAAAGGUUCUCAAUACGUUUCGUCUUCCUCUGGACUUAUUGCUGUUAAAAGAAUAAUUCACGAUCUCCAUUACAAUUUAGGAAAAAAUGGAUACAAUCAGGUCUUUGUUGAUCAAAUGGACUCUGAUAUCGUAGCUGUUACCCGUCACAAUCCUUUGACUCAUGAAAGUGUUAUUUUGGUAGCUUUUACAGCAUUCGGACAUCCACCUUUAGACGCUGCUAAUUAUCAAAGGCAAAUAAAACCCCUUCGAGUUGAAGGAAUUUUAAAUGAAAUCAUACUGGAGGCAACACUAAAUCACAUUAGCGUCAAAUCGGGAGGAUCCAAAUAUACUAAGGAGGAAAACUUCGAAAAAGACCCGAAAUGCAUAAAUGGCUUAAGUAAUUAUUACGUUGACAUGCGUAGCCACAUAACUUUGCCCCAAUCGGAAUUUCUCCAAAGUGCAGACAGUGGAAAUCCAAAUAUUAUACAGCUGAACUUCAAAAAUUUCAAACCUGGAAGCAUCGUUGCUAUAAAGAUAUCCUUACAUGAAGAAGUUGCAGAAUCGGUAAAGAAAACGCGCAAUUUGUUGAAUUUCUUCUCAAAGGCCAAAGACAAUGAACUGAAACAGAUAAUUAGUAAGAUGAAUCUGAACGAUUUGAACAGAGCCCUUUAUCAUUGUGACCAAGAAGAGAAGGACGAAGGAAAUGGCUUUGGCGUAUACGAUAUUCCUGGAUUUGGUCCUAUGGUUUAUUGCGGAUUUCAAGGACUAAUAUCUUUAUUGUCGAAAAUAAGACCAUUUAACGACUUAGGUCAUCCAAUGUGUGGUAACCUUAGAGCCGGAAAUUGGAUGAUAGAUUAUGUGUGGCAAAGACUUAAGUUUGGCGAAGGCACAAACGAAUUAGGUGUUUGGAUUCAAGAAAAUAUUAAACCCUUGAAAGACAUCCCUCGCUAUCUAAUACCCUGUUAUUUUGAUGCCUUUGUAACCGGACUUUACAUGCUCCUUCUGGACCAGUCAUUCACUUUAAUGUCAAAUUUUAUUACAUAUGGAUCUACAUUCGUAAAAGGUCUUGCAUUGGGCUCUGUACAAUGCGUAUCUUACUGUAAAUCAGCCAAUUUGCCCCCGUUUUCUCCUAAUCUAAGUCCACCCUUGCCCCCAAAAAUAAGAACCAAUGAAGGGAAGGAAGUUCAAGCCUGUACUACUUUAGCUGCAGGAUUACCUCAUUUCUCCACUGGUUACAUGAGGAGUUGGGGCCGGGACACUUUUAUUGCUUUGCGAGGUCUCUUACUUUUAACUGGUCGUCAUGAAGAAGCUCGUUUUCAUAUCUUGGGCUAUGCAGCUUGUUUGAGACAUGGUCUCAUACCGAAUUUAUUGGACAGUGGAAAUCCUAGAUACAACUGUCGAGACGCCGUUUGGUGGUGGUUGCAUUGUAUCAAGUCUUACGUGGAGGAGGUUUCAAAUGGGGUGGAAAUUCUUUCAGACACCGUUUCGCGUCUUUUUCCUACAGACAGUUCGGCCCGACAGGAACCAGGAGUCGCAGAUCAGCCACUUCAUGUCGUGAUGCAGGAGGCCCUUAAGGUCCAUUUCCAGGGUCUCGUUUUUCGAGAACGGAACGCAGGAAGGCAAAUUGACGCGCAUAUGAGUGACAGAGGAUUUAACAACCAAAUCGGUGUUCAUCCAGAAACAGGUUUUGUAUUUGGUGGUAACGAAUCGAAUUGUGGAACAUGGAUGGAUAAAAUGGGGUCGUCAGAUAAAGCAGGUAAUCGUGGUAAACCAGCGACGCCAAGAGAUGGUUCAGCUGUGGAGUUAGUAGGUCUUUCUAAGUCGGUUGUGACGUGGUUGGACAAGCUUUAUCACGCUAAGAAGUAUCCUUACGAUGGCGUAGAGAGAAUUCACAAGAAUGGUAAUGUAACGAAAUGGACGUUCAGACAAUGGGCUGAUAAAAUACAGACGAACUUUGAAAAAUAUUUCUGGGUGAAUAUGUCGCCUGUUGCGGGAGAAAAUCGGCCGGAUUUGAUUAACAAAAGGGGGAUCUAUAAAGAUUCUCAUGGAGCCAGCCAAGAAUACGCAGACUUCCAGUUAAGAUGCAAUUUUCCAAUUACCAUGGUUGUGGCACCUGAAUUAUUUGACUCAAAACGUGCUUGGACUGCACUUCAAAAAGUGGAAAAAUAUUUGCUGGGUCCCCUGGGCUUGAAAACAUUAGAUCCUGAAGACUGGAGUUACAAUGGGAUCUACGACAACUCUAACGACUCUGAAGAUUACAACACAGCCCAUGGCUUUAAUUACCAUCAAGGGCCUGAAUGGGUUUGGCCCAUGGGAUUCUAUUUAAGAGCUAAAUUGCACUUCGCCGCUGAAAAUGGCGAUCUUAGGCGUACCAUUGCGAAUACUAAAGUGGUUUUGUCCCGACAUUUUACGGAACUGCAGACAUCUGUAUGGAGAGGACUUUCGGAAUUAACGAAUGCAAAUGGCACAUUCUGUCAUGGCAGUUGUGCCACCCAAGCGUGGAGUAUGGCCUGCAUUUUGGAGGUGAGUCUUUGAAAAAUACUUUUAAAAAUGGUAAAGGUUUUCUUGACGUAAUUAAGGAGGGACCGAAGGUACUUAUACUAAUUUCAACAGUUACCCAUUUCAUCGUUUUUAAAAACACGUAAUUAUAGUGUAAUUUUUUUUUAAGAAAAUGUACAUUCAUUAACGAACAAUUGAAAUUUUCUUUUAUCAUCAGUCUACAUUUUAUGAAACUUUA